AUGGAGAGCUCUGCCAAGAUGGAGAGCGGCGGUGCGGGCCAGCAGCCCCAGCCGCAGCCCCAGCAGCCUUUCCUGCAGCCGGCAGCCUGCUUUUUCGCUACGGCCGCUGCUGCGGCGGCGGCGGCGGCGGCAGCAGCCGCGGCCCAGAGCGCGCAGCAGCAGCAGCAGCAGCAGCAGCAGCAGGCGCCCCAGCUGAGCCCGGCGGCCGACGGCCAGCCCUCAGGGGGCGGUCACAAGUCAGCGCCCAAGCAAGUCAAGCGACAGCGCUCGUCCUCGCCCGAACUGAUGCGCUGCAAAAGGCGGCUGAAUUUCAGCGGCUUCGGCUACAGCCUGCCGCAACAGCAGCCGGCGGCCGUGGCGCGCCGCAACGAGCGCGAGCGCAACCGCGUCAAGCUGGUCAACUUGGGCUUUGCCACUCUGCGAGAGCACGUCCCCAACGGCGCGGCCAACAAGAAGAUGAGCAAGGUGGAGACGCUGCGCUCGGCGGUGGAGUACAUUCGCGCGCUGCAGCAGCUGCUGGACGAGCACGACGCCGUAAGCGCUGCCUUCCAGGCUGGCGUCCUGUCGCCCACCAUCUCCCCCAACUACUCCAACGACAUGAACUCUAUGGCUGGCUCGCCAGUCUCAUCCUACUCCUCCGACGAGGGCUCUUACGACCCGCUCAGCCCCGAGGAGCAAGAGCUGCUCGACUUCACCAACUGGUUCUGA
Messenger RNA from Loxodonta africana (African savanna elephant), 708 nucleotides. RefSeq names its product achaete-scute family bHLH transcription factor 1 (gene ASCL1). Gene Ontology annotation, biological process: developmental process; regulation of transcription by RNA polymerase II. Lineage: Eukaryota; Metazoa; Chordata; Mammalia; Proboscidea; Elephantidae. The record is from RefSeq and is a predicted model, not a curated record. The transcript has a single exon. Bases 1 to 708 code for a protein of 235 amino acids. Gene Ontology annotation, molecular function: RNA polymerase II transcription regulatory region sequence-specific DNA binding; protein dimerization activity; DNA-binding transcription factor activity, RNA polymerase II-specific.